Molecule: messenger RNA, 3069 nt
Organism: Sugiyamaella lignohabitans
Lineage: Eukaryota; Fungi; Ascomycota; Dipodascomycetes; Dipodascales; Trichomonascaceae
Exons: 1
Coding region: 1-3069 (1022 amino acids)
Source: RefSeq, a predicted model, not a curated record
AUGAUUACAUUAAGUAACAAAUUCUAUAGAGAACAUGAUGGUUCCACGGCAAAAAAUACAAAGACCCCCAUAACCACGAGCUUGACAAUUGAUCAAGUCCUAGAAAAUGAGAGUGAGGUUAAACUUGGCGGUAAAGUUAAAACAAAAUUACACCUUUUCAGGCUGGCAAGAUUAGUUAAGCAGAUUCCCACUAGCCCGCCCAGUUUUACUACUCAUUCGAGAUGUGCACCUGCUUCUGCCUCCACAUCUAACGGCAGUAGCGUUAUCACCUCACCACAGCCAGAUCGGGUGUCAAAUGCCGAUAAUAUAUCCAGUCAAACAAACCACCCUCCCCCAUCAUCACUAGACGACAUCCAGAUUCCUGCCGUGCCAUGUGCUCCUAGUACCGGAAUUAACAUUUACCGAUCAGCGCCUAGUCCCCUGCCAAUCUUUCGGUCUUUAAAAGCAGGCAGGAAUAAGGAAGAUCGACCCACCUCCUCGGACACAAAGUACUACCAACAACCGAACUCAUAUCCAGGAAAGUUCAACAGACAACAAUCGGACCAUACGGUCCAGCGGUCUAUAGAUAGUGUAACUUGCGCAAAAACGGCAAAACAUUGCUCGACUAAAGAAGAACUGGACGUUUUGGGCUGCAGCUCUCAUAAUCGUAUAGGUGCAGACGACUGUAUAAUCUGUACUUGUACACUGGUGACGUCCCGCAGCUGCGGCACAACCAACCCAGAUCAUAAUGUAUCCCGUCUGGACACCCAGAGUAAUAUUGUGAACAACAACAAAAACACGACUUUUAAUUCGAACAACAAUUCAGUAAACAGAAAUAGUGAUAAAGAUAAGCAACAAAAUCCCAAAACUUUAUUGGAGUUUACAGAACGAAAAUCUGCCGACACUUUUCCAUCAUCGCAUCCGACCCUUUAUAAUUUCCCCAUCAAACCGACAGUAGACACAUCCAAAGUUCAUGGUUCUCCAAAUAGCUCUGUAGCCGUUGGGAAUCCUAUCCAGACAAUGACCAGUGUCGGUAAAGGAGGAUUCCUGCUGUCAUCAGGACCACUCAAACGAGGAUCGAGAAAAGGGAGCGGUCUAGGCUCUGGCUCUGGUAGUACGACGAAAACUGCCAGUUCUACCGGUUUCCAAGUUCCUACAUCCUCUUCAAAUGAUGUCGGAAGCAUAGGUACGGGAUCUUCAGGUACUACGUUGCCGCCUUCUUCGCCUCCUCAACCGUCGUCACCGAACGCAGGGUCGAGGCCAGAAUCAAAAUCACUUCAAAGGUCUAAAGACACUGCCAGGAUGGCUGCAUUGCUAAUGAAUUUGAGGUAUGCUGAUGAAACUUCGAAUAUAAGCGACUAUGGUACUACCUUACCUACUGAUACGAGGGUAACAGGAUCACCACUCACAUCUAAUGGCAAAUUGAUGGCGAGUUCAUUGGCGCCUAGUAACUCGCAUGUUCCAAAGGGUGCACCGUUACCACUAUUGGAUACUAGCUUCGGCAGUAGUCAUAUGUCACAUCCAGGGAGUUCAUCACCAAUAAGUAAUGCUAAUCUAGAUUCAGUGACAGGAUCAAAUCAUCCACCAUCCCCGACGGUUAUCUCUUCGACUACAAGAGCCCGAGCAAUUCGUGCAAAGGCUAGAUUAGAACUGCAAUACGAAAUGAUUUCUGAGUAUCAAACAGGAAGGAGAAGAAACGUAAUGCACUUUCCUGAAGAACCAGAUGAGAACAAGCAUGAUGUAGAGUCUUCUGAUCAUGUAAAAACAUCUGAAAAUGACAAUAAUGUGCCUUCAUUGGGUGACCGGGUGAAAGAGAAAUACACAUAUAAUCCACUGCAAGUCAUCCGCAAUAGAGUAGCUAAGAAGGAGCAAGGAAAUGGAUACCUUCACUAUAUUGUCAAUAAUACCGCCUGGAACUUUUAUUGGCAUGUGGAUGUUUCAGAACUAGUCAGCGAUUAUGCUUGGAGAAUUAGGUACGGUGGUAAUAUGCGAGAUAGGGAAGGGAAAUUACUCUAUCCUGACAGAUACAAACCUGACAUUCGUCAAGAUCAGGAUAAUGACACUUCAGGGGCUAAUACUAGCGGCACCGGUGUGUCGGAUCCGAAUAAUCUAUCCACGAGUGCUUCAAAAGGCGAGGAGCUUAUACAGCGAAUCAAGUCCAAGCUUUCUUCUAGGCCACCAUCAGGCAUCAAUUCUAAUGAAAAUUCCGAUAGUAGUUGGUCACGGUCUGAUAUAAGCGAUCUAGAGGACAAUAGGGCUAAUCAUAGGCGAGAAAACAGACAGUCGACAUCAUCAUCUCGUCGAAACUCGGAAUCUCCAACACGUAAAGUCCCUUUUGAAAGCGUUAAUAACAAAGGCCGGUAUUCAACAAGUGCUUCUCAACGAAAGCUCUCUAUUUCUAAUGUUCCCCUUGCUGUUGACGAAACAGCAGCUGAUGAUUCUCUACUCUUGGAACCAACCAAAAAUUUUGCCGAAGCUGAUCAGUCCGCCUUGACGGCGAAGCGUGUAACACCCACCAGCGUAUCCUCAACAUCGCUACCAUCCGAACAGCAACAAGACAAGCUCGCAUACUACGCAAACGAACUGCGAUAUCUUGACAUGGUGUAUGAGCUAAGUUAUUUGCAGAUAUCGAGAAAACCCUAUUGGUAUGUUGAGAAUUUGAACCAAGAUACUGCCGAAAGUAUGUCAACAGAAAUGAUGGCGCUUACAAAACAAUUUGAAGGUGAGCUGAUUCCAAAAGAACGCCAAUACCUUGCGAACACAGAGCAGGAAAUGAGAAAGCUCCAAUUUGACCUGACGCAAGACUAUGGCAGUAGACUAGACUCUGUUUUAUUGGACUCUGACAGAAUUUUAAACGAGGUCAAUACCUCGCUCAGCCUUGAAAUAAGAAAAGUUGGCAUGAGACUAGACAAACUAGAGGCAAACGCUCCAACCUUGCAGUGGAUGUGGAAGCUUGCAUAUAUGUUGUUAGAAUGGCUGCUGGUAGCAUUCAUGUGGCUGGCAUGGGGUGUAGUUGUCGGAAUGAGACAGUUGCGACGGUUAGUUGCAUUAGUGUACGGUAUUGUAAAGUGGCUUCUAUGGUGUUCAUAG